AAUCGAUUGGCGAUUUCGGAUUUCUAUAUUUUUGUGAAAAUUAAUGUUAUUUUAAUAAUUUUAUUGUAGGAAGCUUCAAAAGCGAGAUUAGCGUACUGUUUACAGUUUGUUGUGUAUUAUUAAGACUUAAAACAGGGGAAAUUCGCAAACUAUUUAUGGUGUUGUUCUUCGUUCUCUGGUCUGUCAGUAUCUGGUGAUUUGCGCAGCAGAGAAUAUGGACUGAUUACGGCAUUAACGCGUUCCAGCACAAUGUUGUGAGAAGCAUAGAAAUUCCUGCAGUUUUCUGUUAACGUUGAAAGUAAGGAGUGACAACUUUUCAUCUGGACUGGAGUCCAUCGCGAAGAUGUCUGCUCCACCGUCGGCUGGAUCCGUCAACGGGACCUCUUCGACCAAACGCAAAGAAAUUUACAAAUACGAAGCACCAUGGAAUGUGUACGCCAUGAACUGGAGCGUGCGUCCCGAUAAAAAAUUUCGUCUUGCCGUGGGAAGUUUCAUUGAAGAGUACAACAAUAAAGUGCAGGUUAUCCAGCUGGACGAAGAGCCUGGAGAUUUCACUAAACUGCACGAGAUUGACCAUCCUUAUCCAUGUACCAAAAUUAUGUGGAUCCCGGAUAGUAAAAGCCUGUAUCCUGAUCUCUUUGCAACUUCUGGCGAUUUUUUGCGCAUUUGGCAACUGCAACCCGAAGGCAAUAUUCGCAUGGAAUGUCUCUUGAAUAACAACAAAAAUUCCGAGUUUUGUGCUCCUUUGACAAGCUUUGAUUGGAAUGAAGUGGAUCCAAAUUUACUAGGAACUUCCAGCAUCGACACCACUUGCACAAUCUGGAGUUUGGAGACAGGACAGGUCGUGGGCGUGACACCUGCUGUGACAGGAAGUGUGAAAACUCAGCUGAUUGCUCACGACAAGGAGGUGUACGACAUUGCAUUUAGUCGUGCAGGAGGCGGCCGCGACAUGUUUGCUAGCGUCGGUGCCGAUGGAUCGGUUCGUAUGUUUGAUCUCCGUCAUCUGGAGCAUUCGACAAUUAUUUACGAAGAUAUUCAGCAUCAACCGCUGCUGCGUCUCACAUGGAACAAGCAAGAUCCCAGUUAUUUGGCAACUUUUGCUCUGGAUUCGACGGAGGUGAUUAUUUUGGAUGUUCGCGUUCCCUGCACUCCUGUUGCUCGUCUGAAUAAUCAUCGGGCUUGCGUUAACGGCAUGGCCUGGGCACCCCAUUCCGCUUGCCACAUCUGUACGGCAGCAGAUGACCAGCAGGCAUUGAUUUGGGACAUCCAGCAAAUGCCCAGACAGAUUGAGGAUCCUAUUCUGGCGUACAAGGCCGAUGGUGCUAUCAAUCAGAUCCAAUGGGCCAGCACCCAGCCGGACUGGAUUGCCAUCUGCUUCAACAAAGCAGUGGAAAUUUUGCGGCUUUGACCACCCCUGAUGACUCGUUGAUUUAAGAUGUGGUUGAUGGCAGUGCCCUCCAUUCCUUAUGCACGUGUUGGCGGUUGGCCCACCCUGUAGAAAACCUGGAUAGGUCCUGUCUGAUCCUUCAUGUCCAGUAUCUUUAUGUCCUUUGCUCGGCGCUCUUCGUGGUGGCUGGUGUAUAUUGCCCACUUCCUUGUUCCUAGCCUGCCCUUAUUGCAAAUAUUCAGCGCGGAAAUCAGUAAAACUGCCUUUUUCGCACUGAAUGUAGGGAGCAUGGCAUUUGAUUUAAAUUUGGGUAGAUCUGGAAAUACAUUUGACUCAAAAUUUUGUUUUAUAUGUUGUAGUUUUUGUAUUUUAUUUUUUAGCUUGGUUGUACGUUAUUUGUGGCACUUACCAGUUUCGUUUUGUAUGUGGUUUUAUGCCGUUUGUCUCAUGCAUAGGUACUUACCUCUAGCUGGUACUCGUUUAUGUCUUCGUUUAGUGUUUUCUCUGUUGAUAGUUGAUACCUUAUGUUGCUUAUUUUGAGCGAAACAGUGAAUUGUCCUGUCCAGUAAACGAUUAAUUUACCGUUUGCUGUCUCCGUUUACUGGUAUCUCUUGGUUAAAUGAUUGUUGUUUAA
Molecule: messenger RNA, 2021 nt
Organism: Paramacrobiotus metropolitanus
Lineage: Eukaryota; Metazoa; Tardigrada; Eutardigrada; Parachela; Macrobiotidae
Product: DDB1- and CUL4-associated factor 7-like
Exons: 7
Coding region: 344-1408 (354 amino acids)
Cellular component (GO): nucleus
Molecular function (GO): protein binding
Source: RefSeq, a predicted model, not a curated record